ACGCACGCCACGCGAUUGGUCGUCCUUGCGCUGUGAAAAGAUCCGUUUUCCGUACCUGCUUUGUUCCACACCUUCCGCACUUCAAGUGAAACGAGCAUAUAACCAGACCCUGGAAAGAAAAGGAAAAAGGAUGAACCGGGAUGAAUACUAGAAAUUCAUUUACAGUUCCCACGGGAGAUCGGGUGACGGAAUGUGACGGUGGAUUAUCGCUCCGGCGAGCGAGUUAUUCAUUAUCACGCCAGAUGAACUGAUCGCGAGUCCGGAUAACCUCUCGGAGUAUUGCAGAAAAGUCAUCAGACAAUAUGGCGCCACGCAGGGAGGCGAGACCUAACCUCAAUCCCGGUAGAUCCUCGAGGAGGAGUAACAAGGGUUGGCUGGACAAUUAUUUGCAAUGGCGGCAACUUACCGCUUUUUUGACUGAUCCGAAAAAGUUGUCAUUCACGGCGAAAUUGUUCAUUGUUCUGGAAAUUGUCGUGAACGUGGUGAUCAUUCAAGCAGUAUCAUAUACAGAAAUUGAUUGGAGGGCCUAUAUGCAAGAAGUUGAGGGAUUCCUAAACGGUACGGUAGACUAUUCGAAACUACGAGGUGACACCGGACCGCUGGUCUAUCCUGCCGGAUUUGUCUAUGUCUUCUCCGGCCUUUACUAUAUAACUUCGCAUGGUGCUAAUAUAAGGAUAGCGCAAUAUCUCUUUGCAAUAUUGUAUGUGGUCACGUUGACAUUGAUCUUCCGGAUUUACGCGCGGACCAAAAAAGUACCUCCUUACGUUCUCAUCUUGAUGUGUUGUACCUCUUAUAGAAUACACUCGGUAUUCGUUUUAAGACUCUUCAAUGAUCCAGUAGCGAUGGUGCUACUGUAUGCAUCCAUUAACGCAUUUCUGGACAACCGCUGGUUCUUAGGUAGCGUGCUAUACAGUCUUGCUGUAUCCAUCAAAAUGAAUAUCCUGCUAUUUGCUCCAGCACUUCUCAUUGCUUACUUGUGCACGCUAGGAACACUCAAGACAUUGAUGCAUUUAUCUAUUUGUGCAUUAAUCCAGCUGAUUCUUGGUCUUCCAUUUUUGCUGGAGAAUUCAAUGGCUUAUAUAAUGGGUGCUUUUAAUUUGGGUAGAGUCUUCGAGUUUAAAUGGACUGUAAAUUGGAGAUUCUUACCCGAAGAGAUAUUUGUUCAUCCAUACCUGCAUAUGUCUUUGUUAUUUCUACAUGUACUAACAUUGCUAUACUGCACGCCUGUUUGGAUCACUUACAUGAAAUCAUACGCAAGAUUGAAACAUGUGGGAAAGGAAUUGAAGUCUCAGCUUCGUAAAAAAGAGAAGGUGGACAUGUCUACAGUAAGUCAGUUAUUUGUUUGUCCCUUCUUCGUCGCGAAUUUCAUCGGUAUUAUGUUCAGCAGAUCGUUGCAUUAUCAAUUCUAUAUAUGGUACUACCACACGUUACCGUAUAUCGCGUGGUGUACUGACUAUAAGACUGUCCUUAAAUUGACCAUCCUAGGUGUGAUAGAAUUGUGCUGGAACACGUAUCCGAGCACGGUGUUCAGUAGCGCAGCAUUGCAUAUGUGUCAUAUAAUUUUAUUGUAUGGAAUCCUUAAAAAUAGAUCGAAUACCGCCAAAGAGAAAUGAAGGGUGAAUACAUGUAUAUUUAGAUUUCGCAUUUCUUGAUUAUAUUCCUGUAUGAUCUAUGUAUAAAAUACAUAGACUAAAUGUUUUCAUUCGAAAAUUUCGCUAUUAUAUAACGUCCAUCUCCUGAUACGUAUGAUAAAUGUAUGCAUGGGUAUAUCUAGAGGAGAAUUGAACCUCCCCCUCUCUCUUGAAAUUUCAUAUUUCGAAAUUAUAUAAAAUAUUAACACUAUUAUUACUAUCUUAUUGCUAUUUCCAAAAAGGCUGUUUCAUCCUUAAGGGUCGGUAGGAGUGACGGGCUAAUUUCUAUCUAAAAUGAUCUAAAAUGAUUAUCCAUUCUUUAUUUACAGUGCAGAUAUGUAUCUGUACUCAAUUAUAUUUUGUUUUAUAGAAACGAUGUUUCGUCAUGAAAUUUUAAGAUAAUUUCUUUUAC
Pogonomyrmex barbatus (red harvester ant) is the source of this 2043-nucleotide messenger RNA. It is a transcript of the gene Alg3, whose product is annotated as Alg3, alpha-1,3- mannosyltransferase. Gene Ontology annotation, cellular component: endoplasmic reticulum. The record is from RefSeq and is a predicted model, not a curated record. Lineage: Eukaryota; Metazoa; Arthropoda; Insecta; Hymenoptera; Formicidae. Gene Ontology annotation, molecular function: dol-P-Man:Man(5)GlcNAc(2)-PP-Dol alpha-1,3-mannosyltransferase activity.